GCCGCGCGUGCCCCGUGAGGCCCCGCGGCGCGGCCAUGGCGGAGCGGGACGGGCCCGGCAGCGCUGGACGGGCGGCGGGCGGCGGGAAGAUGUCCCUGCACAGGUGUGAAACCUGUAGCAAAGAAGCAGCUAAGUACAGAUGUCCACGAUGCAUGAAAUAUUCGUGCAGCCUGUUGUGUGUAAAGAAACAUAAGCUUGCACUGAGCUGUAAUGGAGUCAGGGAUAAAACAGCGUUUGUCUCUGUAAAUGAAUUUACUGACUUGAACCUUCUGAGUGAUUAUCGUUUCCUGGAAGAUGUAGGAAGGACAGCUGAUGCUGCUGCUCGACAUUGUAUUGUGCAUAAUCCAGCAACAAAAAGACUUUUAUACUGCUUAAGGAACAAAGCUCGAGGGUGUAAUAUUGAGCUAAAAACACUGCCUGUUGGAUUUACAAAAAGAAGAGAAAAUUCUACCAUCUUCAAUUCCGUGGAGAACAAGUUCUACUGGCAUUUGAAGCUCGUAUUUCCUCACUGUCAUGCUGAAUACACUUUAAAAGGGGUGCCUGAUGAUAAAACACUUGCUGAUAUCCUCAAGCCAUACAUUGAUCCAGUGGAGUCAGAUCCUGUAGUUUGUCAAAGAUUAAAAAUCUAUACGGCAUCUCCUCUAUCAGAUGUACGAAUUUUAAUGAAAAUAGAAAACAGGAACCGAAAUUCUAUCAGGUACAAUGAACUGGAUGCCAGUAGAAGCCUUCUAGACAAUCUGAAAGGCAAAGUAAUAAUUGAGUAUCCAACAUUAUUUGUGGUCUUGAAAACACUGAAGAAUGACAUGGUGGUUCUUGGCCAAGAUGGCAGUGAGCCUGCAGAGAACUCAGACAGUUAAAGCUCAUCCCUUUCAUCUGUGGAAGAAGGGGAGCAUUCGGGGCAGUUUAUGACAGUUCUUUAAGAGAAGAGGAUGGAAUGAGCUUUUAUUUUUUUUAUUAUUUAAUUAAAUUUUUUUAAUACAACUAAGUUCCUAGAGCUUCCUUUACUAAAAGUAGCACUCUCAAAGUGCUUGACUAUUUUUGGAUUUAAUAAUGCAUAUUUAGGGAUGUAAAUAAAAAGAUGGGGAAUUGUGGUUUCAAAAAAAAGAAAUACUCUCAUUUCAUUGCAGUCUUUAAUUGCACCAUUGUUUUUCCUUUUUCCCUAACCAGCUCAGUGCCAAAUUUUUGGGUUUAAAUACCUGAUCGCAUAUUUGUAUUUAUACAUGUAUGUGAGUCUUAAUGCUUAAAUUUACUGGAAGAAAAGUACAAUUUUUUCAUUAGAUCAAUUUCCUUUUACAGUGUUUCUGUGUAAAACUGAGCUGCUACAUAGUUUCAUGUUAUUUUUGAUCUUCCCUGGUGACAUUUUGGGUGCUUGAUGCAAUACUUUUUUUUUUUGUUCCUUACUUAGUAGCAUCUUGUUUCAUGUGUUAAUGGACAGGUCAAACUGUGUUUUCAGGAUGGCAUGUUGCAGUGUGUUCAGUCUUCUCUCCAGAUCUUCUAAAUUGGCAUGGGUUUUUAAAUCCAUAGAAAUGGGUGCAUAGACUGGCACUAAUGGAAAUAACACUGGACUUCUAUAGAAUGCUUGUGUUAUGCAUCUCAUAUUUCUAGUACCUACUGAAGUUAGGUAUUGUAAAUACUUACUGGCAUAUCAGCUAAAUUUAGCUACUUAAAAACAAAUAAAUCGUAAAG
This is a messenger RNA of Poecile atricapillus (Black-capped chickadee), 1686 nucleotides long. RefSeq names its product zinc finger HIT-type containing 6 (gene ZNHIT6). Lineage: Eukaryota; Metazoa; Chordata; Aves; Passeriformes; Paridae. Bases 36 to 857 code for a protein of 273 amino acids. Gene Ontology annotation, biological process: box C/D snoRNP assembly; maturation of LSU-rRNA from tricistronic rRNA transcript (SSU-rRNA, 5.8S rRNA, LSU-rRNA); snoRNA localization. Gene Ontology annotation, cellular component: nucleus; pre-snoRNP complex. The transcript is spliced from 10 exons. The record is from RefSeq and is a predicted model, not a curated record.